GGGCCCGGCCUCCCUUCUCCCGGCUUCCGCGAAAGGGCUUGGCCCGGCAGACGCCGCCCCCGCCCGCGUGGCGGCCAGCCGAGCCCGCCCUGCCAUUCCGCGGAAGAGGAGCGGGGCCGCCUGGCGUCAUUCCUGGGAAGCCGCGGCUGGCGGGGUUCGGGGCGGCUGCUGGCGCCAGCGGCGAGGAGGGACGGUCGGCGCGUCCCGGGCGCGGCGUCGUCGAUGGGCCGGUGGCGGAGCGCGGCGGCGGGGCUGCGCCUGCUCUGCCUCCUGUGGCACCUUGCGUCUUCAAAGAAUGUCCAGCCAAGGUGCCUCACUGAUUUUGCCACUGAACUGGUUUGUCGCUGGGAGGUGGGUGCCAUCACCAACUGCACCAUGGAGUUUAAACUACUCUACCAGGCAAAUUUUGCAACGAAGCCACAGGAGUGCCCUCUGGAGAACGAGCGGGGCCCAGGCGCUGCCUCCCUGUGUAUUUGCAAGAUUCCGGGGAAGAAAUUCAAAGGAGUCACGUAUCACUUAGCACUGGCCAGGACAGAGAACAGUGCCAAGGUCUGGAGCAACCUGAGCUUGAAAAUGGAGUCCAUUGUGAAGCCCAGGCCCCUGAUCAACCUGAGGGUGGAGAAGAGGAACGACCGCACUUUCAUCCUUACCUGGAAGAGGGAUUACAGUCCAUCCAACACACUUCACAAUCCUGCAGCGAAGUAUGAGGUUGCCUAUUGGCGCCAAAACCAUACAGAAGAGAAAAUCAUUGUUCCAGAGGACUCAUCCCAUUAUACCAUAUUUGCAGACAACCUCCAGUCACACUCCACCUAUGAAGCGAGUGUCCGCUAUGGGUUGAAACUCUGGGGGGAAACCUGGAGCGACUGGAGUGCUACUUGUGAAUGGGUCAAUGAUUUUGAGUCCAACUCUGAAAAGAAAUCCUGGAAGUCCAUUGUUUGGCUGUGUAUGAUGAUCAUCAGUCUCAUUCUCUUCUGCUACAUCUGUUUCCUGUGGGUGAAGAAGAAAUGGUGGGACGCGAUCCCAAAUCCCCGCAAGAGCAAAAUGGCAGAAGAUAUAAUGGCGGGAAAAUUGUUUUGGGUCUUUGGCAAGAUGGAGACGGCUCCCUGCGACUCCCGCAGACGGCAGUUUCCAAGCAAAGGUGGUGCCAGUCUCCCUCAUCAGCCUCUAAGUGUGAACCAGGAGCCCUUUUUAGUCCCCGAAGAAGUCUUCUUGAGCGAAGGCUCUCUAACCACAGGCCGCAGUGCCGGAGAUGUCAAACCAGGAAGCCCGGAAGAGGCAGAGGAAGAGAUGGAGCACGUCCCACAUGAAGACGCUGUGGCUGGUCUCUUCAGGGACCUUCUGCAUGGUGCCCUGAGCACAGGGGAUCUGGGGGUCCCAGCAAUCUCCCCGCAAAGCUGCGCCCCUCCAGAGAAGCCCGACUGCCUGGAGGCUUUCUCCCAGCCUACUUAUCAAGGCUGCCAAGUGGUGGCCGAGGGCUCUGGGCUGGAGCUGUCUUUAUCAGGGCAAGGCCCAGCCACUCGCGAAGGACAAGCCGACUGGCUGCCUGGGCUAGAGAGCUCACUGGUGGAUCCCUCCUGCACUGCUCUCCCUCAGGCAGAGAUCAGUCCUGCUGCCCCCUCGGCUUCAGGCUACAAGUCCUUCAGCAGCCUGGAAGCUCAGCCAGGGAGCGGCUUCAGCCCGUCUUGGAGUCAGUGGCCUUGUGUUGCCCAAGAAGGCCAAAGCCAGCAAGCUUGGGGUAGCACCAGCCCCGGUCUUCUGCCACUGCCGGACACUUCUGGAGGCUUCCCAGCAGGCCAAGAUGCUUUCUCUCAUUAUGGAGCGGCUGUCCCAGAAACGUGGCUUUUCCCUCCACAGCAAAGAGUGGCCUCGGGAGCUUCUGCUCUGCUGGCCUCUGGAGUGAGCCUGCCUGGUCCGAAGGCGGCUUUCUUCUCCGGCUACCGGGCCUUCAGCUGUGCCCUCCAGAGCAGCCUCACCUCCCCAGAGUUGUGUGUGAAGCCCUUCUAGAAGCCUUUCCUCCAAGCAUCCAAGAGAGGCUUCUUAGGGGCAGGGAACUCAUUAAGACCCUGAAAAAAAGAACAAAGGGAGAUUGUGCUUAAACGUGGAGCUAAACAGAUGUUACACCUUUUCAGAUAAAAGUAGAUUAAGCCCACUGCUGGAAACCCAUUUCCUCACUUCACAAUUUGCAGCUUUCUGUGGACUGUCACAGGGAAUGUGCGUGGUGGGUCAGGCAGUCUACAUCAUGGGGUGUACAGUAUCUGUCCCAGCUUGUGCCCCUUCCCAAUUUCAGGUCUUCCUAGAGUUAUGGCUACAGAAGGGGGUCUAGGUUAUGCCCCUUCCUCUGGAAAGUGGCUGCUGUGGGCACCUUGCCCAACCCAGUCCCGCUUGCCUCCAAGACCUUCAUCCCUCCAGUUGGCCUUCCUUGCUCUUCUUGCAGUUGGAGAUGCCACAAGCCACAGCUCGGAGGGAAGGUCAGGCUGGAGCGAGGGUCCUCCUGGAAAGAAGGAAGGCCACCUCCCCAUCGGGGUCUUGCCUGGAGGGAUGCAAGAAAGCUCUGGGGCCUUUCAGAUCUGUUAUGCUUGGUAUGAGGAGUGCAGUGCAGGUCAGGUCUUCCCCUUCUCUACCUAAAGGAGAGGUGACACUGCUGUCCAGGGGUCAGGGAAGCCACACAAACACACAUGCAUUGCAGAGCCAUGAGGCCUUUAAAAGUCUUCCAGACCCAACUAGUGGAAGGGACACACACACACACAGUUUGAUUACCCCUGACUCACAGCUGGCUGCACUGGUUCCCAGUUUCCCUCCAGGUCCAAUUCAAGGUGUUUUUCAUCUUUAAAGCCCUUCAUGGGAUCAGGUUGUGAAAGCAACCAUCUCACCCCAAUGGGACUAGCCUGCCCCAUGCACUCUGGCAGACGGGGUUUGCUGCAGACCCCAUUGGUCAAGGAACUUCAGCUGGUGGGGUCUAGGAGAAGGGCCUUUUCUGCCACGGCCCCCACUCUUUGGAACAUUGUGUCUCUCAAGGUGAGAUCCAUCCCCAUCUGUCUCCUCCCAGAAGAGCCUCAAAACCUGGCUCGGCUGGUUGGUUUGGGGCCCCAACUAGCCCCCCCCCCCACGCUGGAGGUGGGUAGUGGACUGAGAGAAGAUCCCGCGUUCAUGCUCUCGGUUUUCAGUCUUUUCCUAUAUCUUACUAAUGCUUUUAUAUGAUUCUAUUACAUUGCAAGCUGCAAGGGUAUCUCUUGGAUAGUGAGAUUAGUGGCAUAUACAUUUAAUAAAUAAAUAAACAACCCAUUUACAGCCCUGCCAUUGUACAA
Molecule: messenger RNA, 3305 nt
Organism: Crotalus tigris (Tiger rattlesnake)
Lineage: Eukaryota; Metazoa; Chordata; Lepidosauria; Squamata; Viperidae
Gene: IL4R
Product: interleukin 4 receptor
Exons: 9
Coding region: 223-2004 (593 amino acids)
Biological process (GO): cytokine-mediated signaling pathway; production of molecular mediator involved in inflammatory response
Cellular component (GO): external side of plasma membrane; membrane
Molecular function (GO): cytokine receptor activity; protein binding
Source: RefSeq, a predicted model, not a curated record